Messenger RNA from Microthlaspi erraticum, 1998 nucleotides. The record is from the annotation of a GenBank genome assembly. Lineage: Eukaryota; Viridiplantae; Streptophyta; Magnoliopsida; Brassicales; Brassicaceae.
AUGGGAUUUGAAGACAAGAAACAGAGUCACACUCGGUCCAAGAGCUGGACUAUUCCUGAAAAGAAAAAGCUUGAAGAGGAUAAUAGCAUUGAUCCUUCUUUAAAUGCUGCUUCUCAACGCUUCAAGCUUGACUUACCUCGUUGCUGUGAUAAAUCUGUUGAACCAAAGAAGAAUCUAUCGCCUGAUGUUAAAGUCCAAAGCUCUCUGAAGCAAGAGAUUCAAGAGCUUGAGAAAAGAUUACAAAACCAGUUUGAUGUUCGUGGCUCUUUAGAGAAGGCAUUAGGCUAUAAAACACCUUCUGGAAAUAUCAAUGACUCUACUCCAAAGCCUCCAACAGAGUUGAUCAAAGAAAUCGCAGUGCUAGAGCUAGAAGUUUCGCAUUUGGAACAGUAUCUUCUAUCUCUGUACCGUAGAGCAUUUGAUCAAUCUUCUGUGUCUCCAACAUCGAAGCAACAGAGCUCUACUUCACCUAAAUCCACUCUCAGAGGCAAACGUCUAGACUUCUCAAGAACACCUGAGCCUCGGUGUUUCUCCUUUGACAACAGGCUGAAGAGUCAAGAACCAGAUUCUCCUAGUCUUAGAUGCAGACAAGAACUCUCAGCCACGGAGUCUCGGUGUGUCUCAUUUGACAAAAGACUCAAGGAACCAAAUUCUGCUCCUCAAGAACACUCAAGAACCGAUUCUCAAGGCUUCUCCUUUGACAACAGACUGCAAGAACCAGUUUCUGCUGCUCGGAAGUUCAAUCAAGAAAACUCAACAAUCGAUUCUCGGUGCUUCUCAUUCGACAAUAGACUGAAAGAUCAAUGCUUUACAGAGAAAGAGGACAUUGACUCAUGUGUUCGCCGUUGUCAAUCCACUCUUAACCAACGUUCCACUUUCAAUAACCGAAUAUCUCCACCAGAAGACUCAUUAUUCGUCUGCCACUCCCAACCAUUGUCCAUUAAAGAAUACGUACAAAAUGGAUCAAACACUGCAAGUCUUGCAGAGCACAUGGGGACUCGGAUAUCAGAUCACAUCUUCAUGACUCCAAACAAGUUAUCAGAGGAAAUGAUAAAGUGUGUAUCAUCUAUAUACUCCAAGCUCGCUGAUCCUCCAUCGAUAAACCAUGGUUUCUCGUCCCCAAGCUCAUCUCCAUCAUCAACAAGCGAGUUUUCGCCUCAAGAACAGUAUGAUAUGUGGAGUCCAAGCUUCAGGAAAAACUCUUCUUUCGAUGACCAGUUUGAAUUCAGCGGACCUUAUAGCUCAAUGAUAGAAGUGUCACAGAUUCAUCGAAACCAUAGGAAAGGACGUGAGCUUGACCUCAUGAAUCGGAACUUCAGCUUUCUUAUUAAGCAACUAGAGAAUGUUGAUCCAAGAAAUCUUACACAUCAAGAGAAACUUGCGUUCUGGAUUAACAUACAUAACGCUCUUGUGAUGCAUACAUUUCUUGCAAAUGGAAUUCCACAGAACAAUGGCAAGCGGUUUUUACUGCUCUCUAAGCCAGCUUACAACAUAGGAGGUCGCAUUGUUAGCGUAGAAGCGAUACAAAACUAUAUUCUUCGCAUCAAAAUGCCUCGUCCUGGCCAAUGGCUGAAGUUAUUACUCAUUCCAAGAAAGUUCAGAACCGGAGAUGAGCAUCAAGAAUAUUCACUUGAGCAUUCCGAGCCGCUCUUAUACUUUGCUCUUUGUUCAGGCAACCAUUCUGAUCCAGCGAUUCGUGUUUAUACGCCCAAGGGAAUAUACCAAGAGCUAGAAACAGCAAAAGAAGAGUACAUUCGAGCAACGUUUGGGGUUAAGAAAGAUCAGAAACUAGUCUUGCCAAAGAUCAUUGAAUCUUUUAGCAAAGAGUCAGGUUUGAGUCAAGUGGCAUUGAUGGAGAUGAUUCAAGAAUGUCUUCCCGAGACAAUGAAGAAAACUAUUAAGAAACUUAACUCGGGGAGAUCAAGAAAGAGCAUUGUUGAAUGGACGCCUCAUAGCUUCGUGUUUCGGUAUUUGAUAUCAAGAGAACUUGUUAGAUGA